Lotus japonicus is the source of this 741-nucleotide messenger RNA. RefSeq lists its product as uncharacterized. Lineage: Eukaryota; Viridiplantae; Streptophyta; Magnoliopsida; Fabales; Fabaceae. The coding region runs from base 106 to 468 and encodes 120 amino acids. The transcript has 2 exons. The record is from RefSeq and is a predicted model, not a curated record.
AAAGAUAACAAAAGUUUCAAGCUAAUUAAGCAGGUGCUAGUAAUAAAAAUGCAGACAAUCUAAAGAACAGGUUUGAUUUCAUGAGACAUAUUUUCUGUUGCUAUUAUGGCAGAACCAGAGAAAGAAAACGGCCUUGGGAUUGAAACAAUGGAAGUGUUUGAAGAGGAAGAAGAGAAUAUUGAUCCAUCGAAUAAGUCACAGCUUCCAAACACAUCUCUAGCAGAGCUAAACAUGUUGCUUGUGUUCUUGUCAUUAUUUUACUUUUCAAGAGAAGAUUGCACAGAAUAUGAGGAGAGUGAGCAGAUGAAAAUGGAUCAUUACGUUGCUAUAACAAAUAAAACAUCAUGCACAUCAUCAAAACUAGAAACCAAGAGAAGAGAGAGACAUGAGCCAAAGCUUGGGAGGAGAUCAUGUUCCAGAAGAUCUCAAACUACCAUAAAAGAUUCCAGGCAUGGAAGGAAAAUGUAAAGCUCUACAGUGGAGGAUUCAACAAAGUGAUUUUAAGAAAUGGUGAAGCAAUAAAUCUAACCGUCAAUUAUUUUUGAGUUUGUCUGCAUAGGCUAUCUCCUUUCAUUAAGUGAAAAUUUGGCAUUUAUUUAUCUCUUCAUAUGUACCAUUUGUAUUAAAGAGGUAAAAUUCUCUCGUCAUAUGACACAAUGUUUCACUUGAGAAUAUAAUUUUGAAACCAAUACAAUGUGUGAUCACUUACAGAAGCAUCAAAAUUAAACAUCGCAGAAGAAA